AUGAGCACCAUCGUCGAAUUGUCACUCCCAAACGGGCACAAAUACGAGCAACCUGUCGGCUUGUUCAUCGACAAUCAAUUUGUCAAAUCGAGCAGCGGCAAAACCUUUGAGACCAUCGAUCCCAGUACCGAGGAAAAGAUCGUGGACCUAUAUGAAGCUGAUGCGGACGACGUCGACAUUGCGGUCAAGGCGGCUCGAGCGGCAUUCGAGGGUGAGUGGUCGCAGUAUGCGGCAGAAAAGAGAGGCAUGAUUAUGAGCGAGUUCGUAAGAUUGGUUGAAGAAAUCCGGCCUACCUUGGCAGCCGUCGAGUCUUGGGAUAGUGGCAAGCCUUAUUCCAAAACUCUGUACGGCGAUGUCUCAGAACUCGUCGGCACGUUUCGCUACUACGCAGGCUGGGCGGACAAAGUGUUCGGUCGUACUAUUGAGACAGACAAAAACAAGCUUGCCUACACAAUGCAUCAGCCCAUUGGUGUUUGUGGGCAGAUCAUCCCCUGGAACUUUCCCCUCUCGAUGUGGGCAUGGAAAGUAGCACCUGCCGUUGCUACAGGUUGCACAGUUGUCAUUAAGACCGCGGAGCAGACGCCGCUGUCUGCAUUGUUCCUUGGUCCGUUGAUCAAGAAAGCUGGGUUUCCUCCUGGCGUCAUCAAUAUCAUUUCUGGCUUCGGCAAGACGGCCGGAGCAGCGCUCGCUUCACAUCUUGACGUAGACAAGAUUGCCUUUACUGGCUCGACAGCCACCGGAAGAAACAUCAUGAAAAUGGCGUCUGUCAACUUGAAGGCCAUUACACUUGAGUGCGGUGGUAAAUCCCCGUUGAUUGUGUGCGCCGAUGCCAACAUCGACAAGGCUGUCCAGGCUGGACACUCUGGGAUCAUGUAUAAUGCCGGUCAGGUCUGCACAGCUACUUCUCGUAUUUUUGUGCAUGAGGACGUGUACGACAAGUACGUUGAUGGGUUCAAGCAGCGCAUUAAGGAUGUCUCAAAGGUCGGUCAUCCCUUUGAAAAAGCAACGUCUCAGGGUCCACAAGUCAGCAAGACUCAACGAGAGCGAGUGCUCGGCUUUAUUGAGGAGGGAAAGAAAGCUGGUGCCAAGGUGGCUGCUGGCGGGAACUCCACCGGUGACAAAGGCUACUACAUCGAGCCCACAGUCUUCACCGAUGCCGAGGACGCAUCGACUAUCAUGCAGGACGAGAUCUUCGGUCCGGUAGCGUCUAUUGCGAAGUUUAGCGACUAUGACGACGCCGUUCGAAGGGCCAAUAACACUUCGUAUGGCCUCGCAGCAGCCGUUUUCACACAAAACAUCACGCGUGGUCACCGUAUUGCUGAGAAAUUACAAGUCGGCAUGGUAUGGAUCAACAGCAAUCAAGACAGUCACUACGGUAUCCCCUUCGGAGGCUGGAAGAGCAGUGGAAUCGGCCGGGAGCUGGGUGAGUAUGGCUUGAACAAUUACACCAACGUUAAAGCCGUGCAUGUCAACCUGGAGGAGUAG
This is a messenger RNA of Exophiala viscosa, 1485 nucleotides long. RefSeq names its product aldehyde dehydrogenase domain-containing protein. Gene Ontology annotation, molecular function: aldehyde dehydrogenase (NAD+) activity. NCBI's taxonomy places the organism in Eukaryota, Fungi, Ascomycota, Eurotiomycetes, Chaetothyriales, Herpotrichiellaceae. The record is from RefSeq and is a predicted model, not a curated record. The transcript has 2 exons. The coding region runs from base 1 to 1485 and encodes 494 amino acids.